Molecule: messenger RNA, 4596 nt
Organism: Chanos chanos (milkfish)
Lineage: Eukaryota; Metazoa; Chordata; Actinopteri; Gonorynchiformes; Chanidae
Gene: adgrb3
Product: adhesion G protein-coupled receptor B3
Exons: 30
Coding region: 1-4596 (1531 amino acids)
Biological process (GO): cell surface receptor signaling pathway; neuron remodeling; negative regulation of angiogenesis
Cellular component (GO): synaptic cleft; postsynapse; plasma membrane
Molecular function (GO): G protein-coupled receptor activity
Source: RefSeq, a predicted model, not a curated record
AUGAAGGCUGUUCGUAAUCUGUUGAUUUAUAUAUUUUCCACCUAUCUCCUGGUUAUGUUUGGAUAUACUGGUGCCCAAGACUUCUGGUGUUCAACAUUGGUUAAGGGAGUUAUUUAUGGAUCUUAUUCGGUGAAUGAAAUGUUUCCGAAGAACUACACAAACUGUACUUGGACGUUGGAAAAUCCAGACCCCACCAAAUACAGCAUCUACCUGAAACUUUAUAAACGAGAUUUGAGCUGCUCAGAGUUCUCUCUCCUGGCCUAUCAGUUUGAUCAUUUCUCACAUGAGAAAAUCAACGAGUUGUUAAAAAUAAACGAGUCCAUUGUCUACCUUUGUGAUUCGAAGAAUAUUUAUGUAUUUUUGCAGUACGACAAGAAUUUCGUUCAACUCCGGCGGGUUUUUCCUUUUGAUUAUAAUGGAUUGACGCUGAAGAAAACAGAGGAAGAACAGAAUUCUGUGGUGGAGUUCCUGGUUUUGAAUAAAGCAAGCCCAAGUCAGUUUGGCUGUCAGGUCUUAUGUACAUGGUUAGAGAACUGCUUGAAAGGAGAGAAGGGGACGGUGGAAACGUGUGGAAUAGUGUACUCAAAAUGCACCUGCCCACAACACUUAGGCGACGGAGAAUCCGAAAGCGUGCUAAUGCUCAACAAUGUGGUGUUGCCUUUAAACCCUCAAACCGAAGGGUGUCUAACUCCACAACUGCGCACUGCUCAGGUGUGCAACCUGACCGCAGAGGUCAAACGACCAUCCAAGGAAGAAUUUGGAAUGAUCGGAGAACAUACUGUAAAAAGUCAGCGGCCAAGAUCAGUUCAUGACACAAAGGCCCAACAGGAGCAAGAUGAAUCUGCUAAAUUUAUGGCACAAACUGGUGACUCUGGUGCUGAGGAGUGGUCCCAGUGGAGCUCUUGCUCAGUUACAUGCGGUCAAGGGUCGCAGGUGCGAACAAGAACAUGUGUCUCACCUUACGGAACACACUGCAGCGGCCCAUUAAGAGAAUCAAGGGUUUGCAAUAACACUGCCCUCUGCCCAGUACAUGGUGUCUGGGAAGAGUGGUCGCCGUGGAGCCUCUGUUCGUUCACUUGCGGCCGCGGUCACCGCACCCGAACUAGGGUAUGCACCCCACCCCAACAUGGAGGCAGAGCGUGUGAUGGACCCGAGACUCAGAGUAAACUCUGCAACAUCGCCCUCUGUCCAGUGGAUGGCCAGUGGCAGGAGUGGAGUCCUUGGAGUGAUUGUUCAGUGACCUGUGCCAAUGGCACUCAGCAGAGAACACGCCAGUGCUCAGCCGCGGCUCACGGUGGAUCCGAAUGUCGUGGCCACUGGGCCGAAAGCAGAGAGUGCUCCAACCCAGAGUGUACAGCCAAUGGUCAGUGGAACCCCUGGGGCCCGUGGAGCGGGUGCUCUAAGUCCUGCGACGGGGGCUGGCAGAGAAGGGUGCGCGUUUGCCAGGGCGUCACUGUCACAGGCCAGCAGUGCGAGGGUACCGGGGAGGAAGUCCGCAAGUGCAGUGACCAGCGUUGCCCAGCACCAUAUGAAAUAUGCCCAGAGGACUACGCCGUGUCCAUGCUCUGGAGAAGAACCCCAUCUGGUGAACUUGCCUUUAACAGGUGCCCACCCAAUGCUACAGGCACCACUAGUCGACGCUGCUCUCUGGAUCACCGUGGGGUGGCCUUUUGGGAACAGCCCAGCUAUGCGCGAUGCAUAGCAAAUGAAUACAGAUACUUGCAGCAAUCAGUCCAGGGCCAUCUUGCAAAGGGCCAGAGGAUGCUGGCAGGAGAUGGAAUGUCCCAGGUAACCAAAGUCCUGCUGGAUCUCACACAGAGACGCAACUUCUACGCCGGCGACUUGCUGUCGUCUGUAGAGAUCCUACGCAACGUCACGGACACUUUCAAGAGAGCCAAUUAUGAGCCUUCAGCCGAUGACGUGCAGAACUUCUUCCAAAUCAUCAGUAAUCUCCUGGAAGAGGAGAACAGGGAAAAAUGGGAGGAUGCACAGCAGAUAUACCCUGGGUCAGUGGAGCUCAUGCAGGUCAUUGAGGAAUUUAUCCACAUUGUUGGCUUGGGCAUGAAGGACUUUCACAACGCUUAUCUGAUGACAGGAAACCUGGUGGCAAGUAUACAGAGGCUUCCAGCAGUGUCUGUUAUGACCGAUAUAAACUUCCCGAUGAAAGGCAGGAAGGGCAUGGUAGACUGGGCAAGGAACUCAGAGGAUAAAGUAGUCAUCCCCAAAGGCAUCUUCAACCCCCUCUCAUCUACAGAUAUGGACGGUUCUCCAGUGUUCAUUCUUGGGACCGUACUGUAUAAGACUCUUGGGCUCAUGCUGCCCUCACCUCGGAAUAACACGGCUGUGAACUCCAAAGUCAUCGCCGUUACUGUCAGACCUGAACCCAAGGUUACGGAGGCUCAGUUGGAGAUAGAACUAGCCCACAUCGCCAAUGGAACGAUGAAUCCUUUUUGUGCAUUGUGGGACAGCUCUGUCAUGAACGAUUCUUGGGGUACCUGGUCCUCCAAAGGAUGUAAAACCGUACUUACCGAUGCAUCCCAUACAAAAUGCUUAUGUGAUCGUGUAUCUACCUUCGCCAUUUUGGCUCAACAACCAAGAGAAAUAACUAUGGAGUACUCAGGGGUCCCAUCUGUGACUUUGAUUGUGGGCUGUGGCCUGUCUUGUCUAGCCCUGAUCACCCUGGCAGUGGUCUAUGCUGUUUUAUGGAAAUACAUCAGGUCUGAGAGAUCCAUCAUCCUAAUUAACUUCUGCCUCUCCAUUAUCUGCUCCAACAUCUUGAUCCUGGUGGGACAAACACAAACUCACAAUGCGGGCGUCUGCACGAUGACAACAGCCUUUCUACACUUCUUCUUUCUGGCAUCCUUCUGUUGGGUCUUGACAGAAGCUUGGCAGUCUUACAUGGCUGUGACGGGGAAGGUACGGACCAGGCUCAUCCGUAAGCGGUUCCUCUGUCUGGGAUGGGGAUUACCUGCACUGGUGGUUGCAAUUUCAAUGGGAUUCACAAAAGCAAAAGGUUAUGGAACACCACAAUACUGUUGGCUCUCUCUUGAAGGAGGUCUGCUCUAUGCUUUUGUGGGACCUGCAGCUGCUGUCGUGUUAGUCAACAUGGUGAUUGGCAUUCUGGUGUUUAACAAACUGGUUUCCAGAGAUGGGAUUUUGGACAAGAAGCUAAAACAUAGAGCAGGGCAAAUGAGCGAACCUCAUACAGGAUUAACUUUAAAAUGCGCGAAAUGCGGAGUUGUCUCGACAACCGCUUUAUCUGCCACCACGGCCAGCAACGCCAUGGCAUCUCUGUGGAGCUCCUGUGUUGUUCUGCCUCUGUUGGCUUUGACCUGGAUGUCAGCUGUGUUGGCCAUGACGGACAAGCGCUCUAUCCUCUUCCAGAUUCUCUUUGCUGUCUUUGACUCCUUACAGGGUUUUGUCAUUGUGAUGGUUCACUGUAUCUUAAGACGAGAGGUACAAGAUGCCUUCAGAUGCCGACUUAGAAACUGUCAAGAUCCAAUCACAGGUGAUGCCACCGGUCCUUUCCCCAACGGCCACGCCCAGAUUAUGACUGACUUCAACAAAGACGUGGACAUUGCCUGUCGAUCGGCUCUCCACAAAGACAUGGGCUCGUGUCGCGCAGCCACCAUCACGGGCACCCUCUCCCGCAUCUCGCUCAACGACGAAGAGGAGGAGAAGGGCCCGGAGGGUCUCAACUACUCCACGUUGCCUGGCAACAUCGUCUCCAAGGUGAUCAUCCAGCAGCCUUCUGGGCUUCACAUGCCCAUGGGAGUGGGUGAACUGGGGGACCAGUGCCUGGGCGACAGCACCGGUGACAUGCGGAGGACGGUCUACCUUUGCACGGACGAUUCCAUGCGGCAAGGCGAUCAGGAGAUGGGCGGACACGAUUUGGGAAGCCACUCCCCUCAGGGCCAGAUGGAAACCGAUUACAUCGUCAUGCCCCGGGCCUCCGCGGCGGCAGCGGGCACGGGCAGUGUGCCCACCCUCUUGAAAGAGGAAAGUAAGAUGAACAUUGGCAUGGACACAAUGUCCCAUGAAAGGCUGAUGCACUACAAGGUCAACCCCGAGUUCAACAUCAAUCCAUCUGGAAUGGAGCACAUGAACGUGGGCAUGGAGCAGCAGUUCACCGGCCCACCAGAACACAUGCAAAACCUGCCCUUUGAACCACGCACCGCCGUCAAAAACUUCCUGGCAGAAAUGGAGGAGAGCGGCGGUUUGUCUCGCAGUGAGACAGGCUCUACCAUAUCAAUGAGUUCUUUAGAGAGAAGAAAGUCGAGGUACUCAGACCUGGACUUUGAGAAAGUCAUGCACACCAGGAAAAGACACAUGGAGCUGUUCCAGGAACUGAAUCAGAAAUUUCAAACCCUGGACCGUUUUCGAGACAUACCAAAUAUGGGCAGCAUGGAUAAGGCAAUGCCGAACAAGAACCCCUGGGAGAGCUACAACCCAGCUAGCGAAUACCAGAACUACGCCACAAUGAAUGUACUAGAAUCUGACACAAAGGACUCUCUGGAGAUGACUCCGGCUGAGUGGGAAAAGUGUGUCAACCUACCUUUAGAUGUCCAGGAGGGAGACUUCCAAACAGAGGUCUAG